This is a messenger RNA of Perkinsus marinus ATCC 50983, 491 nucleotides long. RefSeq lists its product as hypothetical. The record is from RefSeq and is a predicted model, not a curated record. NCBI's taxonomy places the organism in Eukaryota, Perkinsozoa, Perkinsida, Perkinsidae. The transcript is spliced from 6 exons. Gene Ontology annotation, cellular component: endoplasmic reticulum chaperone complex. The annotation marks the transcript as partial. Gene Ontology annotation, molecular function: ATP-dependent protein folding chaperone; ATP binding. Gene Ontology annotation, biological process: cellular response to hypoxia; negative regulation of hypoxia-induced intrinsic apoptotic signaling pathway; endoplasmic reticulum unfolded protein response.
GGAAAGCCCUGGACAAGCGUGAUCAGCGUGUGAAGGACACUGAGUCGGCUCGUAAUGACUUUGAGGCCUACAUAUACUCCAGCAGAGAGCGUCUGGGAGGGGACGAUGAGAUGGUGAAUAAGGUCACUACUGAGGACAUGAGGACGGGCAUCAUGAAGACUCUAUCGGAGUCAGAGGACUGGCUUUACGAGGACGGCUUCGAUGCUCAGCUGGAGGAAUACACGAAGCGGUUGGACAGUCUGAAGAAGGCUGUGAUGCCGAUACUCUUCCGUGCUGAUGAGGUCGAGUUACGUGCUGACCUGCCGGAAUGGGUGUCGAGGAAGGUGGAGGGUAUCAGAAAGGUGUUGGAGAAUGUAUCGACUAAUCGUACAUGGGUGGCCAACGAGACGGUUUUGAAGGUCAGCAAUGAUACUGAUGAAUUUGAGGUGUGGUUUAAGGAACUGCAAGAGAAGCAGGAUGCAACAGCACUAACGGAGGAGCCGAUCUUCAAG